GUGAAAUGUGAUAUGAUGAAGAACUGGAUAUUUGCUUACUUGGAGUUCAGAAGGUGUACAUCCAUUGCGAGAUGCACUAAGUACGAGUUUCUGUCAGACCAACGUGUUAGGAGAAGCUGCCUGCUGCCUGUGACGGGUACCAGACCAGACUAAGACGAAGAACACCAGACGGAAGACCAGACCGUCUUCCCGUCCGCGAAGGGAAAGCUAACACAAAACAGGGCCUGGUAUAAAAGGCACCAUGGCGAUCCUGAACUGCCUACUGGCUCGCCAGCUGUGCUUCGAGGACGCCUCCUGCUCAGCCAUACUGGAGAUCAUCCCGCGCGUUUGUGGAUCUGAACUUGUGGCGUGUUCUACUGUGACGGUGACGAAGUGCCAAGCGGCGCUGCGCACCCUGCAAGCGUUCCCGUUCUUUAAGCCGACAUGUCUCUGUCGCGAACCCAACGUCGAUCCUGAAUGCAACUCCUUCCGCGACUUCUUGUUUGACCAUCCUUGCGUGUUCGUCAUGAAGAAAGAGAAAGAUCCGUACCCAGUGGAGACCCUGCCGACGUGUACAUAUGCCCUGAGUGUCUGCCAUAACGAGAAAGCCUGCUCCGUACUCUUUGACCGCUUCAAAAACGCUUGCAAGGCGAGAGAUGGAGAAUGUCGCAUGGAAGACAGGGAGGCAUGCCGCGAAGCGUGGGCCGGGCUACGUCUGUCCCCCCUGUUUGGAUGUAUCUGCCCUAACACUCACAUGAAGAAACGAUGUGACAGGAUCUUCACCGUCGUCAACCACAACCCGUGUGUCGUAAAGCUGAUGUCGGACGGACGGAACGCGAAUCGGAACACGACAGUGACUUCAUGGAUCGGCGGUAUGUCCAUAACGCAGGACGGAAAUGUGAUCACUCCGGACAAAAUAAAGACGCACAUACAUCGAUAUGCGAGUCCUCACUUCAACCCCCACGGGCACCAUUACCACCGCUGGAACCAUGAGCCAGGGGGGAGCGAAGACCCCCUGUACGCGACCAAGACAGUCUACGGCGCAGGAUACAUAGAUGAAAAUCAGAGGAUUGGCAAAGAGAACGGUAAAGCAGGUGAUGAGAAGGUAGCCCUGCAGUCGACGUGCCAUAUCGCCUUGGAGUCUUGCAUCAAGGACAAGGAGUGUGAUGCCUCGCUCACUCCUGUGCUGCAGAAGUGUCAUGCCAGUGAGUGUGACAGAGAAGGGUGCAUGGAGGCGCUUCGAGGGUUCUAUCGCAAGCCGGGAGUGCAUUGGAACACCGAGAUCGCUUUUUGUCUUUGCAAGAAGACCGACAACCGCGAAGACUCGUGCAUGAAUGCGCAAGAGCGUCUCCACCCGUCGUGUGCGCAGCGGCCGCCGCUCGGCGCCCCUCUCCCCGCCUGCCACACUCUCGCCCACGCCUGCCGCGAUGAACCUGAGUGCAGAGUCCGCCUCGAGAACUACGAGCAGUGGUGCGCGGUAGAUGCAGUGACUCAAGGCUGCGCGGGAUCACCAGCCGCGUGCCGCGCCGCUGUGGUGGCCGUGCUUGGGACCCAGCUGAGAGCCGCGUGCGCAUGUCGCGGCACUGACUUCGCUCAGCUGUACGACUGUCUGGGCUGGCAAAGGCUGCUCUGGCUCAAUCCUUGCGUUGUGGAAUCCCAGAGCGACUACCACGUGAAGACCUACGGAUCCCUGCUGACGACCACGCCGUUCGACAACGGCAUCCGCGUGAUCACGUCGGCCCCAGAACCCCCCAUCCAUCAUCGCACCACCACUCACCACCACCGCCACACCACCACCCACGUCAAGACCCAGCUCGAGCCUAUGGAAGAGAAGAUCCCUGACGAGCUUGCCCCGAUAACAACGAUGGCAGAACAAACCGUACUACCCAACGAGAUCGCUCAGAUGUCGAAACCGAUCGCCGAGACGACCAUCGAAACGACCACGGUGACCACGUCGACCACGCCGAUGACCACGACGACGACGACAACGACCACGACGACGACCACGACGCCACGACCGACGACUACGCCAGAACCGACGAAAUAUUGCAUCGUGAAGAAGCCGGAGAGUGACGACCAGGCACAGUAUAUUAAGAUGGGAGAAACUCGGCGGCUCUAUCGUUCAGCAGAGCUAGCGGAAUGCACAGACCUUUGCAUAUGCGAGGCCUCCCUGCAGGUGUCCUGCAAGGUCGCCUGCGUCCCACGCGCGCCUUGCUCGUCUCGUUUAGCACACUACUCCCACGCCGCGCCAGCUUAUCAAGCCUACAGGGGACGAUGCUACUGCUACUCCGGAUCCUUCAUCUGUAUGAGGCCAAAUCCAGGAGAAUACAAGCUCCCUGAAGGCGUCUACCUUCUGCUGGGGUUCAGCGCGGUGGACGAAGCUUUGCUACGGCCGCACACCGGGCUUGGUGCUGAGGAUGCAGUCAGGCUUCUGCAGCAGUACUUGUACUCUGUGCAUAAUGAGGGGACAAACUGCACUCUGACUCUGUUCAACAUUAGCAACGAGAAUGUGAUAAUAUCAGCGAGUGUGCCCCAAAGUGAACAGGAGGUCAUCAAGGAGGCUGGAGACACCCUGCUUGAUAGAGAGAAGGAGGAAUGCAUAGACGUCCUCAAGGUGGUCAAGUCUCGUAUCAACUCCCAGCACGAGGACAUCUCUUCGCAUCUGCUGCUGUCAAUCUUCAAGAUUGCUGAAGUCGAUGUGGUCUACCCAGCGCCCCCCAGCGCCGCCCCCUCCAAUAAACCCACUCUCUAUAUCCUUAUUGUCCUCGCCACUCUCUUCUCUAACCUCAACCUCACUUCAAUCACCAAGUUUAUAGUCAAUUCUAUAUCGAAUUUAUUCGAUGGCUACCUGUAUAAUGUGGCGUACAAUUCUAACUCUUUCGUUGAUUUUAAAAAGAGAUAUUUUUUAAAUUUUGUAUCUAUUUUGGAGAGCCAUUAUGAUAUUAUUGUUAAGAAACUAAUUGAUGUACGUGACUAUUUGCACACUGCACUUGCUUUAGGUUACGCACAAACGAAACAUAUCACCGACGUAGAUAUAAGCGGCGUAGACAUAGAUAGUGUUAAGGUAACUAAACAUAUCAUAAAAGCUGUGAGUAUUACAAUAUUUACUUAUUUAAAUGAACUUGUUGCUGAUGCAAUUAUACUUAAAUAUUUUUCUAGAGAUGUGUAUUACGAAAUUGGAUGUACUUACAAUUAUGAUUCGAAGCUUUUUGGUGGUUCGUUUUUUGGAAAUAUCGCGUCCUCUUCUUAUGGGAUUGUAAAAUCCGUUAGCGUAGGACUGACUCUAGUAGUAGCAUGAAGACUGAGAUGAUUCUAUACAUAUCAUAGUUAAAUGUAUCUCGUUUGAUUUUCAAUUAGUACUGGUGCUUAUAGGUCGAUCUAAAGGCUGGGACUGUAAAUAAGUGUAUUGCGCCUUGUACACUGUUAGUUUCCCGUUCUCUGUUAGUCUAGACGCUGUCACAGACACAAAUCAUGCUAACAAACAUGCAUUAAUUGAAAAAGAAAAACAAAUACAUAGUGUGUUAAUACAAAAUUGCCAAUUAUUGGUCAGCAAAAAUUUAGUAUCGAUCGCCAUCGACUCGCAAAGAAGAAGACUUACAAGCUAUUGUUAAUACUUAUUAAUACAGGGUGUUAGUGACAUCGUAAUGAAAACUUUGAGGGAUGAUUUAGACCAUGAUUGAUAAAUUGAAUCUUUAAAUCAGUGACGUACGGUUAAAAAGGCCACAUCGCAUCGAAGCAGUUCAUCUAAAAAGCAAAAUUGAUUUUUGACAUUUGCACAUACAAAAAUAAGUGCGCAAUGCCAUCAAAUGUCAAAAAGCAAAUGUCAAAAUUACUUUUUAGGUGAAUUUCUUCGAUGAUUCGAGCGUUUUUCUCGAACAUUCUAUAAAUUUUCUACGCAUCUAUUCAUGUUGUUAUUUAUGAGUUGUGUCUGUUCCAGUAUCUUCUGUUUUUUUCUCUACCUGGUAAGUACUUAGUGACUGUUGUAGUGAUUGAUACCUUUAUGUUAGAUGGCCGUGUAGCAGUUAUAUCAAUGUGAAUGCACUUAGACGUUGCUGAGUGAAAGAUGUUAGCUACUUCUUUCAUUGUUUCCUGUGACUAUUUGUUCGAAAUCGACGAAAGAAAACCUUAAACGUUUUUCAUUAGCUUAUUUAUUAGCAAAAAUGAAAAAGAACUGUCAUUUUAGGUAGGUAAGUUAUUUUAAUUCGUAAUUUUGAAAUUGUUGACUUCAAAAUUAAUUCAAAAAAUAUUUAUUUAACUACUAAAUAUACUUACUUAAAUGAAUUUGAUUGCCUUUUACAUUAAAAUAAAAACGUUUUAUUAUUU
Molecule: messenger RNA, 4302 nt
Organism: Pectinophora gossypiella (pink bollworm)
Lineage: Eukaryota; Metazoa; Arthropoda; Insecta; Lepidoptera; Gelechiidae
Gene: Gfrl
Exons: 17
Coding region: 242-3277 (1011 amino acids)
Biological process (GO): nervous system development
Cellular component (GO): signaling receptor complex; external side of plasma membrane
Molecular function (GO): signaling receptor activity
Source: RefSeq, a predicted model, not a curated record